This is a messenger RNA of Alligator sinensis (Chinese alligator), 1155 nucleotides long. RefSeq names its product spermatogenesis associated 2 like (gene SPATA2L). The record is from RefSeq and is a predicted model, not a curated record. Gene Ontology annotation, cellular component: cytoplasm. NCBI's taxonomy places the organism in Eukaryota, Metazoa, Chordata, Crocodylia, Alligatoridae. The annotation marks the transcript as partial. The transcript has 3 exons.
GCCCUGCGCCGGCGCCUGCUGGAGGAGCCGGAGCUGCAUGGCGCGCUGCGCAGUGACGCCUUCGCCGCGCUCGCCAGCGGCCUGUGGGGCCGGCCCAGCCUUCUCCCCGCGCUGCGCGGCCUGGCCGCCGCCUUCCAGGUGCUGGAGCUGGCCGCCCUCAACCUGCACUUCUUCCCUUUGUGCAAGGAGUUCGGCACCAUCAAGACGUUCUCGGGGGCGUACGUGCACUGUCUGCGGGCAGCGCUGCCGGAGCCGGACCUGGCCAGGAGCUUCCGCCGCCUGGGCUACGAGCGCAGGGACACCCACCACCUGGUGGUGACGCGGCCGCCCCCGGGCGCCGAGCUGCUGCACGCGGCCUGCGGCUUCUUCGCGGCACGGCUGGAGUGCGAGAUCCUGGAGGACGUCCUGCUGCAGCUGGGGCCCUGCUGCGUGUCUGCCGACGACCUGCUCCAGGCGCGCAGAGGCGCCGGCGGCCUGAGUGCCUGCGUGGAGAGGCUGCAGAGACUGGCACGCUGGCCCCGAGGCAGGGAGCUCGGGGUGGCUCCGGCGCCCGGCGGCGAGGCAGACACCGAUCUGUACCGGGACCCCGGGAGCCUGUCCCGCACCCCCGUGGCAGGCCGGCAAAGCUACGAGUGGAGCCCCAAGCUGUGGGGCGAGCCUGCUGGCGGCUAUUACCCCCUGCCGGAGGCUGAGGACCCCGAGCUGGAGCAGGGCCUGGGGGACGGGGCCGACCCGGAGCUGGCUUCCUUCUCCUUCCUGUCGCUGAGGCAGGAGCUGGGCCGCGUCGGCGGCUCGCUGACCCCUGAGAACGCCAGGAGCCGGAGCCCAGCUCCGAGCUGCAGCUACAGCCCCCGCGCCGGGGCCAGCUCCCCGGGCCUCUACCGCGCCGCCGACCGGCCCUUCCAGGCAGCCGAGAACGCGUGGGGGCUGGCCCCCGCCUGCCCGCGGCCGGAGGGCGGGGAGGGGGCAGGGCCGGUGCUGGCGCUGUCUGAGGUGCCGCGGUACCAGCUGCACUUGUGCCUGAGCCAAGGCACCCUGCCCUCCUACUACUGCAGCACCUGCCAGCAGCUGCACGCCCGGGGCUGCGAGGCGCUGCAGGCCUGCUGGGGCGGGCACAGCAUGCAGGAGCUCUCUUCCUUCCUGGAGCUGAGCUGA